ACGUUGCGUGUGCGUAGGGGGUGGGCCUCGUCCGUGUCGUGUCUGUCACAUUUGAGCUAGCUACAGCUUAGCGCCCCUACGCUGAUCUCGAGAAAGAUGGCCAUGUCUGCGGAAGCCAGAGCUCUGCGAAGGAGUAACGCGGUCUUCAAGGGCGGCGUGGACCCCGAGAACCUAGUGACGGUGCUCUACGGCAACUUCUUGCUCACGCCGGACGAGAGAGAGAAAGUCACGCACAAGACACUGACGGCGGGUCAGCAACUCGAGGAAAUGUUCACCGCACUGGAGCGGCGCGUUGCUGUCGACCCGCAUGUCCUACAAAAGCUGUUAGACGCGCUGAACACCGAGCCGGCCCUUGUUCCUGUUGCAAACCAAAUACAAGAAAUUACGACGAAGAGAAAGCAAAAGGUGCUGCAAACGGAGGACCAACAACCAGUUAGUUGAUUGUGCUAAUACAUUGCUUUCUUCCAUACUUUUUCAUGACUUACACAGGCACAAGUUCAAAUGGGGACAGAGGUAUGAGGACCCCUACACAGAAGGAGCUGAUGGACAAUGUGAAAGUCGCCCAAUGGUACCUGUUUCGCUCUCAGUCUCCUCAACGGAGACGAUCAAACUAUCAACACGAUCGAUAACGAUGCUUCUCUACGAAAAACUCAAGACAAGUUGAAGGAAGUUUUCAAGAUUUGGUUGGAGGAAAGCGAGGAGCCGACCUGGAAUGGCGUUGUGGCUGCCUUGAAGGAUGUGAAAAACAAUCGACUGGCACGAGACAUCAAGACAAAAUUCUGUUGAGACCGCGAUAACUACACUUUUUAUAUAGUCUGUCCUACUAUACAUAGCCCUAAGUUUUUUGUCCCAAUAACAUCACUAUAAUAUAGCUGUAAAAUUGUAUAGCUGACCACUUAUUCUGCUUAGUCACUAAAACAACUUUAACUACACGC
This is a messenger RNA of Geodia barretti, 935 nucleotides long. NCBI's taxonomy places the organism in Eukaryota, Metazoa, Porifera, Demospongiae, Tetractinellida, Geodiidae. The record is from the annotation of a GenBank genome assembly.